Messenger RNA from Lytechinus variegatus (green sea urchin), 3136 nucleotides. Its product is annotated as pollen-specific leucine-rich repeat extensin-like protein 1. The transcript has 12 exons. Lineage: Eukaryota; Metazoa; Echinodermata; Echinoidea; Temnopleuroida; Toxopneustidae. The record is from RefSeq and is a predicted model, not a curated record. The coding region runs from base 338 to 3121 and encodes 927 amino acids.
GUGAAGAGUCCGGGCAAAGAUCAAUGAUAACGUAAGCAAAGGAACACAAUGAGGUAUUCAAUAGAGUAUGUCAAUCGGCCUAUGACGAUUAGGAGGCCUAUUGUGAAAAACUUCCAUGGGGACAAUCCAGUGUUUUAUACACCGUGUUUGCAAACUGUUCACCGACCGUCGCAAAGUAGUGGAGAGAAUAAUAUAAGCAGCCGGCAUUUUGCUUAAAUCAUAAUUCGAUAUUUUUGACACAGAGGUAUUAUUUACGAUGGAGAACGGGUAAAGAUUGGCGAGAUGUAGGACAGUUUCAGAAGAAAUAAUUUUGUGGAGGAUUUUGUCGGGGAGAGAUAUGGCGUUGCUCAAUCCUUCCACGAGCCAACUCGUAGCAUACCACGAGCGAAAUUAUGAGAGCGAUAGCGGGUUUUCGGCCGACGAUUACAGCUCUGUGGACCCGAUUGCAGUGGCUUCAGAGAUCACUUCUGUAGCAUCAAGAGCUUCUAAGAACAAGAGUGUCCUCAAGUUGAACACCCGAGAUGAUGGAACUGUCAUCACAUUGGACGAAACUCCUGUGAUCGUUGACAGCGUCCACGACCAUGGGAUUGAGGAUGAUGCCGGCGACGGCGUUGAGUCGGACGUCGAGCGCCGGAAUCCUCUCGUCGUUUCCUUCAAAGAGGACGAUCAUAUCCAAGAUUCAAAAUCUGGCAAAAAUAAAGGACAGAAGCAGUCGAUCCAUUUUGUGACGAAGCGGAUCAAAGCUUCUUGGUUAGACAACACCUACCAAAAGGCCAUUGCCAGAGCCAGAGCUCGACUUGCCAAGGGCAACUGGCCCGAGUAUCCCGAGGAAUGGAGGUUGCCCCAUGCACCUCUGCCAGCCCGACCUGACUAUACAAGAACUGGUCCUGUGGCUUCUCUUACAGGGGGUUACCUGGAGGCCAAACGAAACAGGAAAGAACGAAGAAAAAGAAGCGAAACAUUCCCAAGAGCUAAAUCUGACACAAAGAAUACUGAAAGACAGACCAUUCUUCCACCAAUUGAUGCACUGUACAACAGCCUCUUCGCCAACCUAUCUGCCAGCUACCCUUCACAUCUAUUGCGGAAACGAUGGGAGUCGUCUGCGGCGGCGGCGUCGUCGUCGAUGGGUGCGACAUCGGUCUCAUCAGAUCUGAACAGCACCAGCUAUCUCCCUUUUAUUGGUACCGCUCGUCUUCAUCCCAAGGAACUCACCCCUACAGUUCGGCGGGAUGACAGUUCACAGCCUCCUAGUUUCUGUUACGGUUGCACGGCCGAGCUUGGGAAUCUCCCAGAUAGCAAAGCACCUCUGUUCUUUCUUGACAAUCCAGAUAAUAGCACGGAUGAUGACCGAUUAGGCAUCGAGCAUGCGCAGUUGGUUCCACAAAAUGGCCCCGCCCACCAACACGUUGCUACCACCCGAGUCUGCUACGGCUGUUCUCUCAGCAAACUACCACAUGUGCAUGUGACGAAGCCACGUCGAGUAGGUGGCGGAUACACCAUGGUACGUCAAGCUGUCGAGCCUUACAGGGGAGACAUACCCAAAGAUGGCGGUUCGCCCCCACCCUCAACAUAUAUAUCAGAUGACAUGUCUUCAGACGAUGAGGACAUCGAAAGCCACUACGAUGCCGAGAUCGACGAGGAAGAAAGGGGGAUUUUAGAUUAUAUCAAUGUCGCAAAGCUGGAUGAGCCAACGCUCCCGCUCCCGUCAAUCCCACGGGAGAAACCACUCCCGAUCCCACUUUGUAUCUUGGAAAAGAUCAAGGCCAAAGAUGUAAAGGCUGUCAGCUUGCAUGAACGACAUUGCUACGCUUGUCGCGAAGCUCUCAAACACUAUUGGCCGGAAUACUUUACCUUGAGAGACGAAUCAGAUGGCUCGACAUCCGGGGUCGGCACCUCUAUCGGCUCAGAAGCCUUGGAAGAAGAAGAGCGCCGCCAAGAGGAAAGAAGAAGACAGUUGGAGGAAGCACGACAAUUAAGAUUAGAAGAAGACGCAAGGCGAAAAGAAGAGGAAGCAGAGAGAAGGAAAAAUCUUUACAAACCUCCUAAAGCAUUCCAGUUGAAGAAGACUGAGAAGAAAGAAAUUGAAUCUAAGGACCCCUUCUCGACAGAUCGAAAUCUGAACAUUCCAAAGAACGAAGGGUUCAAACUCAAGAAAACCGAGAAGCAGACGACAAAGUUUAUCGAGCAUUCCCGACAGGAAACCGAAUGGAAAGAGCCGAAGAAAUUUGAACUUACGAAGACGGAACCGAAAACAACAAAAACGGAUUGGAAGCCCCCGGAAAGACCCGAAAGACUGAGACCUGCGACUCCGCCGACGCCGCCACCUCCACCGAAAGGAAAGAAACCCACAGUGCCCAUCGAGCCGAAAAAGCGAGAACCUCCUCCGAAGAAACCCGAUCCUCCGAAGCAGGUCGAAAAGCCGAAGCCGAUUGAAAAGCCUAAACCCGUUGAAAAGCCGAAAGAACCUCCUCAACAGAAAAGAGAGCCAAAGCCGGAACCAAAACCGAAACCCGCACCAAAACCUGUCGAAAAACCGGUUAGAGAACCCCCUAAACCAAAGGAAGUACCGAAACCAAAAGAACCACCCAAAGAGAAAGUGCAACCGGAGCCAAAACAGCGACCACAGAAGGAGCCUCCUCCCCCUCCCCCGAAGAAAGAAGUAACUAAGAAAGUUGAACCGGUUAAGACGGAGCCUCCAAAACCCAUUGAGAAACCGAAGAAAGUCGAAGAACAUCCUAGGAAGGAGAAACCGGAAAAGGAAAAGCCGAAACCGAUCGAAAAGGAGAAACCCAAACCGGUCGAAAAGGAGAAACCCAAACCGGUCGAAAAGGAGAAACCCAAAGCGAUAGUAAAGGAAAAACCCAAACCGGUUGUAAAGGAGACACCCAAACCGGUGGUAAAGGAACAACCGAAAAAGGAAAUCCGGCCAGUCAAGAAACAAGAGCCUCCGACGAAGCCAGUAGCAGCAGGUGAGCUUUUUAUUGAAUCCGCUUAUUAUAUAUUAUUUGGCCAAAAUUCUAUUUCACAUUUGAAGUUGGUAUAUAUUAUGUUUUUAAAAAAAAUGGCAUUUGAUAUAGUUUUUCACUUUAUACAUCCUAAUUAUCAUAGAACAUGCACGUAAUUCGGCUAUCACAUA